Rubroshorea leprosula is the source of this 4167-nucleotide messenger RNA. Lineage: Eukaryota; Viridiplantae; Streptophyta; Magnoliopsida; Malvales; Dipterocarpaceae. The record is from the annotation of a GenBank genome assembly.
ACACUGUUUGUUCCAUCAAAGUCCAACAAUGGAAGUUGGGGCCGCUCUUUUAUCGGUAACGUUCGAGUUGUUGCUCUCGAAGUUGAAUUCUUCUGUAAGUGAAUGGGUGAAGUUACCAAAGAAAGUUCGUUCCGAGAUGCAGAACUGGAGUAGUCUUUUGCCAAAAAUCGGUGCUUUACUUGAAGAUGCCGAAGAGAAGCAAGAAACAGACCGCCAGGUGAAGUUAUGGCUUGCUGAUUUCAGGGAUUUGGCAUAUGAUAUGGAGGACAUGCUUGAAGAGGUCGAGAUUGAUGCCAAGAGGUCUGAGCUGAUUGCAAAAGCCAACGCCAGCACCAGUAAGCCACAGAAACUGAUCUGUCCGAAAUUGUUUAAUAAGGUUCCAAGAUUCAUGACUGAUCGAGAUCGAGAGAUGGCUUCCAGGGUGAAGGAUAUAACUGAUAGAUUGCAAAACAUUGAGGCCAACAUAAGUAAGUUGGGCCUGAUCAGUUCGACUAUGAGAAUUGGAGAUAAGUUUCGCAAAGUAGCUACAGAAAGAUUGUCUACUACUCCUUCACCUGAACUUCAUGUCUAUGGUAGGGAAAAUGAAAAAGAGGCUAUUCUUAAGAUGUUGCUCACUGAUGAAAGCAAAGAUGAGCCAUACUCUGUUAUUCCCAUUGUUGGAAUGGGAGGAUUGGGCAAGACCACUCUUGCUCGGCUUGUUUAUAAUGAUGAAAAUUUGAAGGGCAUCUUUGGAUUAAAAGCAUGGGUUUGUAUAUCUGAGGAAUUUGAUGUUUCUCGAAUAACAAGAUCCAUUUUGGAGCAAGUAACUGGGCAAAAGUGUGAUUUAGAAGAUCUUUCUUCACUUCAAGACAGAUUGAAAGAGAAGUUCUCUGGCCAAAAGUUUUUACUUGUACUAGAUGACAUUUGGAAUAAGAAGUAUGACUUGUGGGAUAAGUUGCAGAGGCCUUUCUUGUCAGGAGCGUUUGGAAGCAAAAUAAUCAUCACAACUCGAGAUGAGAAUAUUGGGAAGAUGAUGAAGGGAAAUGAUAAAGUUUACAGUUUAGCAUUGCUAGAGAAUGAUGCAUGUUUAUCAUUAUUUGCUUGUCAUGCACUGGGGGUAGAGAAUUUUGAUGCCUACUCAAAUCUCAAAGGAGUGGGUGAGAAAAUUGUUGAAAAGUGCAAAAGAUUGCCAUUGGCUAUAAAAACCCUUAGCGGCCUCUUGCGUGGUAAGCUACAUUUUGGUGAGUGGGAAUACAUAUUAAAUAGUAAGAUAUGGGAUUUACCAGAAGACAGUAGUGACAUUCUUCCAGCUUUGAGAUUGAGCUAUAAUCACCUUCCUUCCCAUUUGAAAAGAUGCUUUGGCUAUUGUUCUAUAUUUCCUAAAGAUUAUGAAUUUGAUGACGGUGAGUUAGUUUUGUUAUGGAUGGCCGAAGGACUUUUGCAACAACAACCACAAAGAAUGAAGCAAAUAAAAGACCUUGGGCAUCAGCACUUCCGUGAUCUAUUGUCGAGGGCUUUUUUUCAACGAUCUAGUAGAGAUGAGUCGUUGUUUAUGAUGCAUGACCUCAUGGCUGAUUUAGCCCUUCAUGUUGCUGGAGAAACAUGUUGCACCCUUGAACUAGAUGGAAAAAUAUCAAAUAUAGGAGACUUGAAGCAUUUGCGAUACAUUGAUUUGUCUUGUACAAACAUUGAAAGUCUUCCUGAUUCUGUGGGUUACCUUCCUUACUUACAGACAUUGUUGUUAAGGAGCUGCCAAAGGUUUUCCAAGUUACCUACAACUAUUGGAAAUCUACUUGAUCUCCAACAUCUUGAUAUAGCUGAGACAUCAUCUUUGAAGGAAAUCCCAUUAGAAAUCACCAAGUUGACAAGUCUUGUGACAUUGUCAAAAUUUAUUGUUGAAAAUGCUAAAGGACCAAGACUACAAGACUUGAAGAACUUGUCAUGUCUUCGAGGCCAGCUUUCCAUUUUGGAUUUACAAAAUGUUUUGGAUGCUAAUGAUGCAAAGGAGGCCAAUUUGUCUGAGAUUGAGGGAUUGGAUGACUUAUCCUUGGAAUGGUGUUCUGACUUCCAUGAUGGCCGAAAUCAAAGCACUGAAAUGCAGGUCCUCAGAUGGUUAAAACCUCAUCAAGGCAUGGAUGCAUUAAAAAAUAUGACGCUUGAGUUUGACGGAGACAAUUCGUCUUCAACUUCAACUUUUCUAGCAUUGGAGAGUUUGGAUUUACAAAACUGCCCUAAGCUGGUAGGAAAAUUACCGAAAUGCAUUCCUUCUCUUAAAAAGUUGAAGAUUUUCAGAUGUCCAGAAUUGAGGUACUCCCCACUUAGUCUUCCAUCACUUGAAGAAUUGCAUAUAAAUGAAUGUAGUGAGGUAGUAUUGAGGAGUAUGGUCAAUCUCACCUCCCUCAAAACAUUGAGUAUAAAAAAAAUUUCUCAACUGACUUGCCUACCCAAGAGUUUUGUUGAGUCCAUGAUAGCUCUCAAGGAUAUAGAGAUUGUGUCUUGCACUGAACUUACUUGUUUGUGGGAAGAGGGAGUCAAUAUCUUAAACCUUGCAUGUGUUGAGAAGAUAAAAGUCAAGGAGUGUGAAGCGCUGGAUUCCUUGCCUGGUGAGAUAAUGAUGUUGCUGCGACUUGAAGAAUUAACUAUUGCUCAAUGUCCUGCUUUUCGAAGGUUUCCAAGAGGCAAGUUACCAACCACGCUUAAAGUUCUGCAAAUUUGGGGAUGUGAAAAGCUAGAGUCUCUACCAGAAGGCAUAUUGAUAAAUAAUGGUGAUGCAUAUCAAGUGUCGCAACUUGAAAAUUUACAUAUUACCAGCUGUCCUUGUCUGAAAUCUUUUCCUAGUGGUCAAUUACCCAAUUCUUUUAAAAGGCUUUAUAUCAAUAAUUGCAAGCAACUGGAGUCUCCGCCUCAAAGGAUGCUGCAGUAUUGUACGGAACUUCAAGGGAUAAGUAUUAAUGGAGGUGAUAUGAAAAGUUUAUGUUUUGAGGACAUGCGUGGGCCCACUUUUUUAUCGAUAGGCGAUUGUGAUGGUUUGGAGUCGUUUUCCCUGUCCAUCUCCAAUCUUAAACAGUUGGGCAUAUCAUUUUGCAGGAAUCUCAGGUCUUUGCCUAACAAGAUGCACGACCUCACGUCUCUCAGUACAUUAUAUAUAAGAAAUUGUCCAAGGAUCAAGUGCGUUUCAGACAGUGGUUUGCCUCCAAACUUAACACAGCUUCAAAUUUAUGGGUGUAUAGGGAUUGAGUCCAUUCCAGGCGGUGGUUUGUUUCCAAACCUAACAGAUCUUCAAAUUUUCGACUGUCAAGGGAUUGAGUCCAUUCCAGACCGUGGUUUUCCCCCAAAUCUUAGAAGUCUUACAAUUGAUUGCAAGAAUCUGAAGAAGCCGAUGCAGGAAUGGGGCCUUAGCAGCCUCACCUCUCUUCUAUCCUUGGAGAUUAAUUGGAUAUGUCCUGAUCCUGAUGUGCUCCCCAUUUCUCUAACCCGUCUUGUGGUAGGUAAGGUUGAAAAUAUGAAAUCCAUAGCUAGAGGGCUCCUUCAAAACCUCAACUCUCUUCAAGAUUUAACAAUCGAGGAUUGCCCAAAGCUGCAGUCGUUGCCAAAGGAAGGCUUGCCUCCCUUGCUUGAACUACUCCAGAUUAGAAACUGCCCGUUGUUAAAACGACGAUGCUUGGAGGAGAAAGGAGACUAUUGGCCCCUCAUAGCUCGCAUCCCCUUCAUUGAAGUUUGGGAUGAUGAAAGCCACGCAAGUUCAGAGACAAAACAAAAACUUUGUUUAUGCUUCAAAACAUGAUGACAGUCGAAUGAAUUCAAAUCUAAAUAAAAGCCCAAAGCAUGAGAUGGAGGAGAUCUUUGUAUUUUUGAAGCUUAACAUUUAUGUCAAUUGAAAAGAUGUUGGUUUUCUAGAGAUUGGAAAGUUGCCAUCCUUGUAAUCCGUGAAGACUUGUUGACUGCUCAAUAUAUAAAUAGCUGCUUAGUAUAAGAGUCAACAACAUGUCAACCCUUUUAAUUCAUCUUUUGCUGUAAGUUUUAAUUCCUCUGAGGAUCGUUUCAUUGGAUUUAAUAUUAAUGUUUUAGUUAUAUACCUCCUUUUGUUACUAUUGUUGCAAUUAGAAAAAAAAAAAAAAAACUGAAAUUACCAUUGUUUGGGUAGAUGCUAACACCAUUACCUUAUUGGAAUCAAGUAUUCAUUGAUAG